Messenger RNA from Arthroderma uncinatum, 309 nucleotides. Its product is annotated as molybdopterin synthase small subunit CnxG. Gene Ontology annotation, biological process: Mo-molybdopterin cofactor biosynthetic process. NCBI's taxonomy places the organism in Eukaryota, Fungi, Ascomycota, Eurotiomycetes, Onygenales, Arthrodermataceae. The record is from RefSeq and is a predicted model, not a curated record. Gene Ontology annotation, cellular component: cytosol. The coding region runs from base 1 to 309 and encodes 102 amino acids. The transcript has a single exon.
AUGACCUCCCCAGACAUUCCAUCCUCCUUCACAGGGACGUUUCAAAUCCACUACUUCGCCAGCGCCGCUUCGUACACGAAGAAGAACACCGAGUCCUUCCCCGCUCCCUACCCACUAUGCAGACUGUUUGAUCUCCUCGAGUCACACUACCCGGGCAUCAAAGGCAAGGUUCUCUCUAGCUGUGCCGUCAGCGUCCGUAUGGAGUACGUGGACGGGGAAGAGCUUGAUGUCGGGACAGCAACGGAUAAGACGAGGAUGGUCGAGUGCGGGGAUGAGGUUGCCAUUAUUCCGCCUGUCAGCUCAGGAUAG